CGCGGUGCAGCUGUCAUGGCGGAGGCAGCCUGGAGCACUGACACCGGAGAGGCCGUGUAUCGCUCCCGCGACCCCGUGCGCAACCUCCGUCUCCGAGUCCACCUGCAAAGAAUCACGUCUAGCAACUACCUCCAUUACCAGCCUGCUGCCCAGCCCGGGAAGGACCUCAUAGACUUGGCUACUUUUAGACCUCACCCAACUGCCAGUGGACACCGCCCGGAGGUAGAUGAAGAAGAGGAGGUCGUGAUUGGGUGGCAAGAGAAGCUCUUCAGCCAGUUUGAAGUAGAUCUGUACCAAAAUGAAGCAGCCUGUCAGAGCCCUUUGGAUCACCAGUACCGUCAAGAGAUUCUGAAGCUGGAGGAUUCAGAUGGCAGGAAGAACCGGCGAAUCUUUACCUACACUGACUCUGAUAGAUACACCAAUUUGGAGGAGCACUGUCAGAAAAUGACCACUGCAGCCAGCGAAAUGCCAUCGUUCUUGGUCGAGCGAAUGGCAAAUGUCAGGCGGCGACGGCAGGACAGGCGCGGGAUGGAGGGUGGCAUCCUCAAGUCACGAGUCGUCACCUGGGAACCCUCAGAAGAGUUCAUCAGGAACAACCAUGUCAUCAACACCCCUCUUCAGACAAUGUACAUCAUGGCAGACCUGGGGCCCUAUGGAAAGCUUGGCUAUAAGAAGUAUGAACAUGUCCUCUGUACGCUGAAGGUGGACAGCAAUGGUGUGAUCACAGUAAGACCGGACUUCACUGGCUCCAAAGGACCCUACAGAAUCGAGACAGAGGGGGAGAAGCAGGAGCUGUGGAAGUAUACGAUCGAAAACGUGUCCUCCCUUGCACAGCCUGAGGAAGAGGAGCGGGAGCAGCGUGUGUUCAAGGAUCUCUACGGCCGGCACAAGGAGUAUCUCAGCAGCCUCGUGGGCACUGACUUUGAGAUGACGGUACCAGGUGCCCUCCGACUCUUUGUAAAUGGAGAGGUAGUUUCAGCCCAAGGCUAUGAGUAUGACAAUCUCUACGUCCACUUCUUUGUGGAAUUGCCAACUACUAACUGGUCAAGCCCAGCAUUCCAGCAGCUCUCGGGAGUGACACAGACCUGUGCCACCAAGUCCCUGGGAAUGGAUAAUGUGGCUUACUUCUCCUACCCAUUCACGUUUGAGGCCUCCUUCCUCCACGAGGAUGAAUCUGCUGGUGCUCUCCCGGCGUGGCCUGUGCUCUACUGCGAGGUCCUGUCUCUGGACUUCUGGCAGAGGUAUCGCGUGGAAGGCUACGGGGCUGUGGUGCUGCCUGCCACUCCAGGCUCACAUACCCUGACGGUCCCCACAUGGAGGCCUCUGGAGCUAGGCCCGGUGGCUGAGCUGAGGAGGUUUUUCAUUGGCGGCUCUCUGGAGCUGGAGGACCUCUCCUACGUGCGGAUACCAGGAACCUUCAAGGGGGAGCGUCUGAGCCGCUUUGGACUCCGCACAGAGACCACAGGCAGUGUCACCUUCCGCCUGCACUGCCUGCAGCAGUCCAGGGCCUUCAUGGAGUCAAGUUCCCUCCGGAAGAGGAUGCGGAGUGUGUUGGACCGUCUGGAGGGAUUCAGCCAGCAAAGUUCCAUUCACAACGUGCUGGAGGCCUUCCGUCGAGCCCGGCGCCGCAUGCAGGAGGCCCGAGAAAGCCUUCCCCAGGACCUCGUGAGCCCCUCUGGAACUGUGGUCUCCUAGCUUGCUACAGCCCUGGCCCUCCGUGCACAAGGAUUAGAGUGAUAUCUAAGGCUGGGCCCUCCCACUUCUUCGUCUUUCUGAUUAGAGACCCUGCUGACCUGCUGAGGCCAGAAGAGCUGAGAAUCCUGGGCCAGCCAUCCUGCCUGGUCUUCAGCUGCUGUGUGGCAACAAAGCCGAAGACCCUGUCGCCCCCAUAUGGUCCCCGUCUUCAUGUCAGCCACUGCAAGUGACCAUCACAACAAGACAAGGCUUUUUGGUUUGAGACCAGUUUUGGGUGUAAGCCCAGAGUUAGUUCUGUCCUCGUCACAGCCUCCUUUCCGGCCUGUCUCAUGGUCUCAGUGGCAGAGAGCAGCAGUACCUCUUGCUCCACACCUGCUUUAUACAUGAAGGCCCGAGAAAGAAGGCAGACGAGAGAGACCUUACAUUCCUGGCCUGGGAGCCCAGCCUCCUCUUCCCAGGGUAGCCUCCCCCUCCUGGUGGGGGCUUGUUUCUGGAGUAAAUGAAGGCUGAAGGCAGUGCCCAGUCCUUUCUGCUAGCUGCCUGGUAUCUUUUAUUGCGUUUUUUGUACAUAAAAACUUUUUAU
Molecule: messenger RNA, 2278 nt
Organism: Hippopotamus amphibius kiboko
Lineage: Eukaryota; Metazoa; Chordata; Mammalia; Artiodactyla; Hippopotamidae
Gene: MKS1
Product: MKS transition zone complex subunit 1
Exons: 18
Coding region: 16-1695 (559 amino acids)
Biological process (GO): cilium assembly
Cellular component (GO): MKS complex
Source: RefSeq, a predicted model, not a curated record